Lobosporangium transversale is the source of this 1854-nucleotide messenger RNA. RefSeq lists its product as hypothetical. The transcript is spliced from 4 exons. Gene Ontology annotation, molecular function: long-chain fatty acid-CoA ligase activity; long-chain fatty acid transmembrane transporter activity. The coding region runs from base 1 to 1854 and encodes 617 amino acids. The record is from RefSeq and is a predicted model, not a curated record. NCBI's taxonomy places the organism in Eukaryota, Fungi, Mortierellomycota, Mortierellomycetes, Mortierellales, Mortierellaceae.
AUGUCAGCCCUUCCUCUUGUUGCUGCCGCUGUGCCCGUGGCUAUGUAUGUGAGCGCCAAGCUUUCGCUUCCCCAGGAUGUUAAAAUGAUCAAGAGCGCAGUGGGGGCGCGGCGAGAAUUUGACACCUUCGAGAAGCAAGGGAAAAUCAACUUGAGCUAUCGCUUUGAAGAGAGCUAUCGCAAGUAUCCCAAUCGCGAAGCCUUGGUGUUUGAAGGCAAAUCCUACUCAUUUCGUGAUGUCCAUCUUGCUUCUAACAAAGUUGGCAACUGGUUGCUAUCCAAAGGCGUAAAGCGUGGGGACAUUGUAUCACUUAUGAUGUACAACAGACCCGAAUUCCUCUUUUGCUGGCUCGGUAUCAACAAGAUCGGUGCAUGUGGUGCGUUCAUCAACACCAAUCUUUCGGGCAAGCCUCUCACUCACUCACUCCAUACUGCCACGUCUUCAAUGCUCAUCUUGGAUACAGAAUUGACAGAGCCUGUGGCUGGCUCGCUAGACGAGAUUCUAGGAAUGGGCUACACGAUCUAUACCUAUGGUGGGCUGGGGCACGUCGAUUUCGCAAUGCCAAUCGACCUUGAUUCGGUCUCCGAUGCAGAUACAUACAAACAUCUUCCUCAUAAGACGAUGGCCGAUGAAACUGCAAUGCUCAUUUAUACUUCUGGGACUACGGGCUUACCCAAGGCUGGACGGUUCUCACAUGGCCGCGCUGAUAUAGCGGCAUCAUUCUUUGCAAGAUUCUACAAUUUUACCGACAAGGAUCGUAUUUACAUUUGUAUGCCCUUGUAUCAUAGUGCUGCAGCAGUUCUAGGAGUGUGCACCUCCUGGUUGGUCGGUGGAACUAUAAUUCUGACCCGAAAAUUUUCAGCGACUGGCUUCUGGGAUGACUGCCGUGCCAACAAUGUUACUGUAAUCCAGUAUAUUGGAGAGAUUUGUAGAUACUUAGUAAAUUUGCCCGAAUCUCCAUUAGACAAAGUGCACUCAAUCCGGCUGGCGCACGGUAACGGUAUGCGCCCGGAUGUUUGGAGUCGGUUUAGGGAACGCUACGCUAUCCCCGUGAUUGGUGAGUGGUAUGCUUCAACCGAGGGCACAGGAUCAAUGAACAACUACAAUACUGGGCCUACUGGAGCAGGCGCGAUUGGAUUUUAUGGUCCUCUUGCUAGGCUACUUAAUCGUGGCUUAAAGAUUGUCAAGUUCGACAUCGAGACAGAGGAAUUAAUUCGGGACAAGAAUGGCCAUUGUAUUGAAUGCCAACCUGGUGAGCCCGGAGAAUUAUUAUGCGUAAUAGAUACAAGCGAUCCUGGCAAGAAUUUCAGCGGUUAUCAUAAUAACAAGGAGGCAACUAGCAAGAAGAUUGUCAAAGAUGUUUUUAAAUCUGGGGAUAUCUACUUCCGCACAGGUGAUAUCCUGAGCCGCGAUAAUGACGGCUACUAUUAUUUUGGUGAUCGCGUGGGCGACACGUUCCGCUGGAAAUCUGAGAAUGUCUCGACGGCUGAGGUGUCUGAAGUACUUUCAGCGUACCCAGAUUGCCUCGAAGCCAACGUCUAUGGCGUCCAUGUCCCUGGUCACGAUGGUCGCGCCGGCAUGGCUGCGAUUGUCGCCAAGGAGACGAUGGACUGGGACAAGUUUGCAGAACAUGCAUUGAAAAACUUGCCACGGUACUCUGUUCCUCUUUUCAUCCGAAGGAGAUCUCAGAUGGAGAUCACAGGAACAUUUAAGCAGCGCAAAGUGGAGUUGGUCAAAGAGGGUAUCAACCCCAGCAUAGUCAAGGACGAGAUGUUGUGGCUGGAUGGUCACCACUACAGGCCUUUCAGGAAUGAAGAGUAUCAGCGUAUAGUCGCUGGUAAGGCCAAGCUGUGA